AUGAAACAGGCCAUCACAGCAGAGCAGAUCACCCAGUGGUUCACCAUUGGAGCCCAGUUCGCCAACGUGAGAAUCACUGAUGAGCCUAAAAAGGAGAGCAGAGCUGAUCCUCUCGGUCAGGGAUCAGGUCCUGAUGUGAGCAGUGUGGUGAAGGACGGAGCAGAGGGAGGAGAGAAGAGCAGGAGGAGUGAACUCCUCACCGGUCCAGGGACCUCUCCUCCUCCUCCUCCUCUGGCCAGCUACAAAUAUCCAGCCCUCCCCAUCACCAAAAACAGACAGGAGCUGAUCUCUCUGAUCGAGAAUAACUCAGUGGUGAUAAUCCGCGGAGCGACAGGCAGCGGGAAAACAACACAGCUCCCUCAGUUCAUUCUGGAUUAUUACAGUGAGAAGAACGCCCACUGUAACCUGGUGGUCACUCAGCCGAGAAAGAUCGGAGCGUCCAGCAUCGCCCGCUGGGUCGCACGUGAGCGCAAGUGCACACUGGGCAGCCUGGUGGGGUAUCAGGUCGGUUUGGAGAAGAUGGCGACAGAACACACUCGGCUGAUCUACAUGACCACCGGAGUUCUGCUGCAGAAACUGGUGCGAGCAAAAAGCCUGAAUGAGUUCACACACAUCUUUAUAGAUGAGGUACAUGAGAGGACUGAGGAACUGGACUUUCUGCUGUUGGUGGUGAGAAAGCUACUGCAGUCCAACUCACGCUACAUCAAGGUAAUCCUGAUGUCCGCUACAAUAAACUGUGCGGAGUUUGCGGAAUAUUUCGGAACGCCUGUGCGUUCUCAAAUGAACCCAGCGUACGUGUUUGAGGUGGAGGGAGCGCCGUACGCUGUGGAGGAGUUUUAUCUGGACAACCUCAGGAACAUCCUGCCCUUCAGAGUAAAUGUGGACCCCCCUCACCCUGACGACCCCUACAUUACUGUAGAGAUGUAUAACGUUGCCGUCAGCCUCAUCCAGAGCUUUGAUGAGAUGGAGGCCAAAGAUCAGAGUCGUGCGGAGCAGGGUGGGGGGCCGUCCCUGCCGGAGAGGGGCAGCGUGCUGGUGUUUCUGCCCGGACUGGCGGAGAUUCACUACAUGCAGGAGGCUCUCUCCAAACUCGUCCGCAAAAGGCUGCAGGUUUACCCGCUGCACUCCACAGUGACUCUGGAGGAGCAAAACGGAGUCUUCUUGGUUCCCGUGCCUGGAUACAGGAAGGUCAUCCUGUCCACUAAUAUUGCAGAGAGCUCAGUCACAGUGCCGGACGUUAAAUACGUGAUUGAUUUCUGUUUGGCGCGUCACCUGGUCUGUGAUAAAGAGACGAACUACCAGUCUCUCCGUCUCACCUGGGCAUCCAAAACCAACUGCAACCAGCGCCGAGGUCGUGCUGGUAGAGUUUCUAAGGGGUUCUGUUAUCGUUUGGUAACCAGAGAUUUCUGGAAUAAAGAGAUUCCGGAUUACUCCGUGCCGGAGAUGCUGUGUUCUCCGUUGGCCAGUAUCGUUCUGAAGGUGAAGCUGCUGGACAUGGGUGACCCUCGCUCACUGCUGUCCACCGCCCUCACCCCCCCGAACCUCAGCGACAUCGAGAGGACCAUCCUGCAGCUCAAAGAGAUGGGUGCUCUCUCAGCGAGCAGCAGCUCUCAGAAGCGCUUUGACGGCGUGUUGACGUUUCUGGGUCAGGUUCUUGCUCACCUGCCGGUGGAUCUGCACCUGGGGAAGAUGAUCGUCCUCGGAAACGUGUUCGGCUGUCUGGAGGAGUGCCUCAUCAUCGCUGCAUCUCUGUCUCUGAAGAGUUUCUUUGCGAUGCCGUCUCUGCAGCAGCUUGCCGGUUACAGGAGUAAGCUGGCGUUUGCUCAGGGCGUUCCCAGUGACUGCAUCGCCUUCGUCAACGCCUUCAAGGCCUGGUACACCUCCAGAGCGAAAGGAGAGUUCAGGCACCCAAAGGAUGAGCUGGAGUGGGGAAAAGAGAACUGCAUUCAGAUUAAGCGGAUCAGAGAGGUGGCUGAGCUGUUUGAGGAUUUGAAGAAGAGAGUGUCUCAGUUCAACAUGGACAUCACAGAGAGUUCAUCUCCAUUAGACUACACCAGCCUGCACAAACAGAAGUUCAUACUGCAGGUGGUGAUCGCAGGAGCUUUCUACCCAAACUACUUCAUCCAGGGGGCGAUAGAUGAGGAGCUCGCCUCUAAAGAUCUCGCCGGAAACGACCCCAGGACCACCGUACUGGUGCGGAACCUGCCUCCAUUUGCGUUCCUCUACUAUAAGCAGCUGCAGUCCCUCUUCCGGCAGUGUGGGCAGGUUAAGUCCAUCUCCUUCGAUGGCUCCAGGGCGUAUGUGGAGUUCUACCGCUCGUCGCUGAGGGGUUCUGGUGUUCUUCCAGAAGUUUCUCUGUCUCUGCUCCUGGCCCAGCAGAGGCUUCCCCUCUACCUGCAGGUCCAUCCAGCGGAGGAGGUGGAGGCUCGGGCCGGGGGGAAGACCAUCUCACACCUCAAAUACGCGCGGGUGAAUGUGGAUUUUCAGAGUCAGUCUGUGUAUCCUGUUGGAGUUCUGAGCAGCAGCAUUGACCCAGAGAAGCUGCCCUCGAGUCAGGUCUUCAUUGUGAACAUCACUGAGGUGGUGGAGGUGGGUCAUUUCUGGGGUUUCCAGGCGGAUGAGGUCAGUAUGGAGAAACAGAGGCAGUUGACCACAGCGAUUAACCUGCGGGAGCUGCAGCCGGUGCCUGUGUCUCUGUACCCGAACUUGCUGUGUCUCGCUCCGUUUUACGACACUCACACACAGACUGAACCCGCCAGCUACUACAGAGCCAAGAUACUGCACAUACUGGGCAGCAACGUGGAGGUGUUUUUCGUGGACUUUGGGAACACCUCUCAGGUGCCGUGUGACCGUCUGAGAGAGCUUCCUGCUGACCUGCUGACUCCACCCUUUCAGGCCCAGGAGUUUGCUGUAGCAGGUUUGGCUCCAUCGGCCCAGUCCAUGAUUUUGGGAGAUCAGUGGAGCAGCAGAGCCAGGAACCGCUUCAUCACUCUGGUCAGCGGCCGGUCACUCAUCGUCUCCCUCUACUCCAUCCUGCACGGGGUCAUGCGUGUUGACCUCCACGUCUCCAUGGAAACGGGCGACAUCAGUGUGGCCGACCUCCUGGUGCAGGAGGGCCACGCCCGCUACGCGCCCGAGAGCUUCGAGAGCCAGCAGUCCCAUGACGUGUUGGUGGGUCUGUAUCAGGACCUGAAGAAGGGCACCUUCACCCCGAGCUCCACCAGCAGCUCCUGGAAGAGCCGCAAAGAGGAGGAGAAGCAGCUCAUCAACUCUCUGCUGCUGUCCUUCUCCAAAACCACAUACAGCGCCCCCAAGAGCAAGGUUCCGGUGCACGGCCCCUCCAGCCCCCACAAGGUCACUUUCUACAACAUGAGUGGAGUCACACAGUGCAGGUCAGUUGCCAUAGAGAGGGACAGUAUAAACUCAGUGUUGGUGAACGACCAUCCGCAGGACAAACAUGAGAGGAUGCUGGUGGCAGGAUCUGUUUCACUCAACGCAUCAGGUUCAUGUAUUCUACUUAAAGAAACAACCCUGAUGCCUCAUAUCCACGGCCUGCCCGCCCUCAUCACCAUGCUCUUCACCCCCAUCAUGGAGUUGCGUACUGAUGAAGAGAGAACCUGCUUUACUGGUGCUUUGUGCGGUCUAGGAACAAACUCCAACUCCCAAGAGGCCGUGCUGCCAGAGCAUGACAUUGAGCUCUCCUUCGACGUGAAGUUUGAUGUUGAGGACAUCACAGAGAUAAAUGCUCUGAGAGAAGCGAUGAACAGGUUGGCGUGCGAUGGUCUGAACGGCAUCAGAUACCUGGGUCCAGAGCGGAUCAGUACUCUGCAGGAUGACGCUCGGGAUCGACUCAUCAGGCUGUUCUGUAAAACUCCCUCGAGAGAAGAUCGCACUCCUGUUUAUUACGACAAACCAAAGAGGUGGAAUCAGGUUGACCCGUCCCAGCAGAUGGAGGUGGUCCAGAAGGAUAACGACAGAACUAAAGGGGUUCUGUUUCGGCUGCAUCCUGUAACUCUUCUGAAUAUGUGAGAGCUUCGGUUGCUAUGGUUACUCGCACUGUUUAUUUCUUUGUUACGGUGUAAUUGUGUAGUUUAGGGCGUUGUACUCCACAGCCCAGUGUUCUGAUUGGAGGUUUG
This is a messenger RNA of Colossoma macropomum (tambaqui), 4136 nucleotides long. RefSeq names its product tudor domain containing 9 (gene tdrd9). The record is from RefSeq and is a predicted model, not a curated record. The transcript has 36 exons. Gene Ontology annotation, cellular component: intracellular anatomical structure. Gene Ontology annotation, molecular function: ATP binding; RNA binding. The coding region runs from base 1 to 4029 and encodes 1342 amino acids. Lineage: Eukaryota; Metazoa; Chordata; Actinopteri; Characiformes; Serrasalmidae.